This is a messenger RNA of Leptopilina boulardi, 645 nucleotides long. Its product is annotated as putative nuclease HARBI1. The transcript is spliced from 3 exons. The record is from RefSeq and is a predicted model, not a curated record. NCBI's taxonomy places the organism in Eukaryota, Metazoa, Arthropoda, Insecta, Hymenoptera, Figitidae.
AUGAAUUUAGGAAUACGGCCAUUUGCCAAUGUUCUUGUUGCGGAUUUUCUUAGGGAUGUUGAACGAGAUGCAGAAUUCGCACGACAAGAAUUUCGUCGUCCAUUGGAUCCUUUUGAAUUACCCGAUCAUCAAUUUGUUCAAAUUUAUCGUCUUAAUAAAGAAAUGGUGGACAAUAUAAUUGAUGGAAUGGAAAAUUUUGUACCACAAAGAAGAGUUUCAGCAAUUGAUGUUUCUACAAAAGUUUUAACAGCAUUGCGGUUCUUUGCUUCGGGCAGUUAUCAAAUGGAUAUAGGGAAAAGCAUUUUUUCAAAUAUUUCUCAACCCUCUGUCAGCAGAUGCAUAAACGAUGUUACGCAAUUUUUCAAUACAAGAGAUAUUUUCCAGGAAUGGAUUCACUUUCCGCGAAAUUUCGAUGAAUUAAACACUGUUCGAGGAGGGUAAGAUUGUUAUAAGAAUAAUAAAAAAUUUCGAUAAUUUUUAUGUUUCAGGUUUUAUGAAAAAUACGGGUUCCCAGGAAUUGUGGGAUGUGUGGAUGGAACACACGUGGCUAUUUAUCCACCAAAUAUUGCUAAUGCUCUAUAUCCCGAAAAUGAUUACGUCAACAGGAAAAAUUACCAUUCGAUCAAUACUCAAUUGGUAAAAUGA